Rubroshorea leprosula is the source of this 3190-nucleotide messenger RNA. NCBI's taxonomy places the organism in Eukaryota, Viridiplantae, Streptophyta, Magnoliopsida, Malvales, Dipterocarpaceae. The record is from the annotation of a GenBank genome assembly.
UAUCAUGAUUUCCAUUUUUCCGGAGAUCGUUACUGUCACCUUUCCCACUGCCCUCCCUUCUGUUCUUGAUUUUUCCAGAUUUGGCGGUGGGAUUUCUUACCAGUUUCUUUUAAUGGAGAAUGUCAAAGCUGAAGAGAUGCCUCAUUCAGAACCAUCUUUAUCCACUGAAGAUAUUCAUCACGCUUCAACUGAUACCGUUACUAACGGGGAAAACCAAUCUGCCUUACAGUUUUUAGAGAUGGAGAACUCCAAACCACCCUCUUUGCAAAAUGCUUCUGUGGUCCCAAUUCCAAUUCAAGAAAAUAACCUCCCAGAAGAAAGUAUAGUGACAACUUCACCUAUUAUGAUUGAUCAAACAUGGACAUACCAUCAAGAUCCAUUGGUGGAUGAUUCUAGAACUACAGAAAAAGAUGACCCUUUUGAUAGAUUAGCUUCUGCUAACAUUUCUCUAGUUUAUAUUGAUGAUGUGAUUUCACCUCAUGCUUCCUCCACGGAGGCAGUAGACUCUAAAAGUAGCCAUGAAACACCGCCUGGUGAGCUUACUCCUUCACAUAAGGAGAUCAUUGAUGUUUCUGUUGGAUCUGUACAUGAUGCUGAUACUUCCGGUGCACAACAAUCUCAGUUUUCUGAUACCAUUGUCAACACUGAUUUCAAUGUUGGCGACACAGUGUUCCCUCAUGUUUCCUCCUCUAAGACGGUAGAUUCUGAAAGUAGUAACCAUGCACCAUCAAAUGAAAAUAACUCUCAGGUUAAAAUUGAUAACUUUGUUAUUAGACGUUCCAUUUCCUCUCCUGUUUCCUCUUCUAAGGUAGGAGGAAAGGUAAAUGAGCACUACGUAGCACCACUUCAUGAGCUUGUAAUGCCCAACAGGAAGAUCGGCUUCUCAGUUGGAUCCCCUAAAUCUCUUACUCCUAAGAAUGUUACGAUAGGUCUUAUUGAUACUGCCGCUCCUUUUGAAUCUGUUAAAGAAGCCGUGUCCAAGUUUGGAGGAAUUGUUGAUUGGAAAGCACAUAAAGUGGAAACUGUGGAGAGACGCAAGAUUAUAGAACAAGAACUUGAGAAAGUACAGGAUGAGAUUCCUGAAUAUAAGACACAGCUAGAGCAUACUGAAGAAGCAAAAAACCAAGUGCUAAAAGAGUUGGACAGCACAAAGAGACUUAUAGAAGAGUUGAAGCUGAGUUUGGAGAGAGCACAAACAGAAGAGCAUCAAGCAAAACAAGAUUCUGAACUAGCUAGGCUUAGGGUAGAGGAGAUGGAACAAGGGAUUGCUGACGAGGUUAGUGUUGCAGCAAAGACACAGCUUGAGGUUGCUAAAUCUAGGCAUGCAGCCGCAGUUUCAGAGCUAAAAUCUAUUAAAGAUGAAUUGCAAUCAUUGCAAAAGGAAUAUGCUUCUUUGGUGAGUGAGAAAGAUAUAGCUAUAAAGAAAGCUGAAGAGGCUGUUUCUGCGUCAAGGGAAGUUGAGAAAACGGUGGAGGAAUUGACUAUUGAGUUGAUUGCAACAAAGGAGUCUUUAGAGUCUGCACAGGCUGCCCACAUUGAGGCAGAAGAAAAAAAAAUUGGGACAGCCUUGGCCAAGGAUCAAGAUACUCACCUUUGGGAGAAGGAAUUAAAACAGGCAGAAGAGGAGCUCCAAAAAAUUAAUCAGCAAAUUCAUUUAGCAAAAGAGCUAAAAUCAAAACUAGAUACAGCUUCAGGCUUACUACUCGAUUUGAAAGCUGAAUUGGCAGCUUACAUGGAAUCUAGGGUCAAGGAGGAUACUAAUGAGUUGCAGCAAUCUGAUAACCGAACUCAUACUGAUAUACAAGCUGCAGUUGCCUCAGCAAAGAAGGAACUGGAAGAAGUGAAGUUGAAUAUCGAGAAAGCAACUGCUGAAGUGAAUUGCUUGAAGGUGGCCGCCAAUUCAUUAAAAUUGGAGCUAGAAACUGAAAAGUCAACCCUUGCCACCAUUAGGCAGAGAGAAGGAAUGGCAUCAAUUACAGUUGCUUCUCUGAAAGCUGAUUUGGAUAACACUAUGUCAGAAAUAGCCUUAGUCCAGAUGAAGGAGAAAGAAGAAAGAGAUAAAAUGGCAGAGCUGCCCAAGCAACUACAGCAAGCAGCACAAGAGGCUGAUGAAGCCAAGGCACUUGCUGAAAUGGCCCGUGAGGGGUUGCACAAGGCAAUGGAAGAGGCAGAGCAAGCAAAAGCCAGAGCUAAUACCGUAGAAAGUAGAUUACAUGCAACACAAAAGGAGAUUGAAGCUGCUAAGGCAUCAGAAAAGUUAGCUUUAGCGGCUAUCAAAGCAUUGCAAGAGAGUGAAUCUGGUCAAAGCACCAACACUGGGGAUUCACCUACUAAAGUAACACUUUCUUUGGAAGAGUACUAUGAACUAAGUAAACGUGCCUCUGAGGUAGAGGAACAAGCCAACACGAGGGUGGCAGCGGCCCUUUCUCAAAUUGAGGAAGCAAAACAGUCUGAGAUGAAAACCAUGCAAAAGUUGGAAGAAGCAACCAGAGAAAUAGCAGAGAGAAGGGAAGAACUGGAAUAUGCAAUGGAGAGGGCAGAGAGGGCCAAGGAAGGAAAGUUGGGUGUAGAACAAGAGCUGAGAACGUGGAGGGCUGAACACGGGCAACGACGGAAUGCCACUGAAUCUAAUCAUGGAGUAAAAUCUCCUAGAGCAAGUUUUGAAGUGGGGAAUGAAGCUAAGACUUCUGAUGCCACAGCCGCACCAAAAACCACUGUCAUGUCAAGCCCAGAGGAAAAAGUGCCUGUAAGUAACAACCAAACUGAGUCACACCCAGGGACAGAAAAGGUUGGAAAGAAAAAGAAAAAGGGAUUCUUCCCAAGGUUUUUUAUGUUUCUGGGCAGAAAAAGGUCACAUUCAUCCAAGUCCCAGUAAGUCUCACCAAAACAAUUUGUGUUGUCUUUACUAUUGUGAUUUUCCCUCCCUUUUUUUGUUGGGGUUGUCACAAAGUGACUACAGAAUCUGAAUAUGGGGUGACAAAAACUUCUUUAGGUGAGUGUAAAUUUGAUUAAUUACUUGAUAAAUUUGGAUUAUAUUUUUGCUUACUAAGAGUGGGUUGGGAGGCAAAUUGUAAAACUGAAUUAGUCCAAGUUUUGUCUUUGAAAAUUAUGUUUUUCUUUUUCUAACAAGCUUACUCUAGUUUUGUAAAAUGCCUGAAAGAAAUUAGAAUAAUAAAUUCAUCUUUGGUUU